AUGCCUCGCAAAGCCAUCGACUCGCGCAUCCCGGCGCUGAUCCGCAAUGGCAUCCAGGAGAGGAAGCGCAGUUUCAUUGUGGUGGUAGGCGAUCGGGCGAAAGACGUGAUUGUCCACCUGCACUACAUCAUGGCCUCGGUCGACGUCAAGCAGAACAAGUCGGUGCUGUGGGCGUACAAGAAAGACCUUCUAGGCUUCACAUCCCACCGGAAGAAGCGAGAGACCAAGAUCAGGAAGGAGGUCAAACGAGGCAUUCGAGACGCCAACACGGAAGAUCCCUUCGAGCUUUUCGUGACCCUGCACAACAUCCGCUAUGUCUACUAUAAGGAGACGGAUAAGAUUCUCGGAAACACAUAUGGCAUGUGCAUUCUACAAGACUUCGAGGCGAUCACGCCCAACCUGCUGGCGCGCACCGUGGAAACGGUCGAGGGCGGCGGACUGGUCUUGCUUCUGCUCAAAGGCAUGAAGAGUCUGAAACAGCUCUAUACAAUGUCUAUGGAUGUCCACUCCAGGUAUCGCACAGAGGCACACGACGACGUCGUGGCGAGAUUCAACGAGAGGUUCAUCCUGUCGCUCGGUGUCUGUGAGUCGUGCCUGGUCGUGGAUGACGAGAUGAAUGUGCUGCCUAUAUCAGGAGGGAAGAAUGUACAGCCUUUGCCACCACCGGCUACUGAGGUAGACCGUGUUCGACCGGAGCAGAAGGAGUUGAAGGAGAUCAAAGACAGCUUGGCUGACAGCAAGCCGGUCGGACCCCUCGUUGCACUCUCAAAAACCGUCGAUCAGGCAAAGGCUCUUCUCACUUUUGUUGAUGCCAUCUCAGAGAAAACUCUGCGGAGCACAGUCACUCUGACAGCCGCUCGAGGGCGUGGCAAGUCUGCUGCUCUUGGUGUGGCUGUGGCUGCCGCGAUAGCUCAUGGCUAUAGCAACAUCUUCAUCACUUCUCCCAGUCCCGAGAAUCUCAAGACAUUGUUCGAGUUCGUCGUAAAAGGAUUCGAUGCCCUUGAGUACAUGGACCACGUCGACUACACGAUCCUGCAGUCAACCAAUCCAGAGUACAACAAAGCCAUUGUGCGAAUCAAUGUCCACAGACAACAUCGGCAGACUAUCCAGUACAUUCAACCUCAAGACGCCCAUGUCCUUGGCCAGGCAGAGCUAGUAGUUAUUGAUGAAGCAGCCGCUAUUCCUCUGCCGCUAGUCCGAAAGCUAAUGGGACCAUAUCUCGUCUUCAUGGCUUCCACGAUCAACGGCUAUGAGGGCACCGGUCGCUCACUCUCCCUCAAGCUCAUACAGCAGCUUCGCGAGCAGUCAAGAGGCGCUCCCAGUGUCAAUGGCAAUGACGUCGAAGUCGCUGACAAAAACACGGGCAAAGCGGCCAAAGACGGCCAGAAGGUUUACUCGGGUGGCCGCUCCCUCCGCGAGAUCACUCUCGCAGAGCCAAUCCGCUACGCUCCCGGUGACAACGUCGAAAAAUGGCUGAACAGACUCCUCUGCCUAGACGCCACGCUGCCCAAAUCCAAGGUGAAUACUCAAGGCACGCCCCAUCCAUCAACCUGCGAGCUUGUGCAGGUAAACCGCGACACCCUGUUCUCCUUCCACCCCGUAUCAGAGAAAUUCCUGCAACAGAUGAUGGCCCUUUACGUGGCAUCGCAUUACAAGAACUCACCCAACGAUCUGCAACUCAUGUCGGAUGCACCUGCGCAUCAGCUCUUCGUCCUAAUCCCACCCAUCCCCGAGGACGCGACUAAACUCCCCGAGCCACUGUGCGUCAUUCAAGUCGCCCUCGAGGGGCGCAUAAGCAAAAAUUCCGUUCUGAACAGUCUAUCUCGCGGGCAACGAGCCGGCGGGGACUUGAUCCCCUGGUUAGUGAGCCAGCAAUUUCAGGACAGCGAGUUCGCCGGGCUUUCGGGGAGUCGCGUUGUCAGAAUUGCCACAAACCCAGAGUAUCUAAACAUGGGCUACGGGUCGCGCGCGCUUGAGCUUCUGACGCAUUUCUACGAAGGAAAAUUCACUUCGCUCUCCGAGAAGGACGAAACCACCAUCGAAGACACGGAACACAGCAUGACGCGGAUCACAGACACUGAGCUGGAAUCUUCGACCCUCCUCGCCGAUGAUAUUAAAGUGCGAGACAUCCACAGCAUGCCCCCUCUCUUCAGCAAACUCUCAGAGCGCAAACCCGACCAACUGGACUACAUCGGCGUGUCAUACGGCCUAACGCAGCCUUUACACAAAUUCUGGAAACGGCACGCCUUUGCGCCCGUCUACCUCCGACAAACGCCCAACGAGUUGACUGGAGAGCAUUCAUGCGUUAUGCUCCGACCGCUUUCAAGCGCCACCGCGACGGACAAUUCGUGGCUCAGUGCUUACGCGCUGGAUUUCCACCGCCGGUUCCUAACCCUGCUGAGCUACCAGUUCCGCACGUUCGCAAGCGUGCAAGCGCUGAGUAUUUCCGAAAGUGCCACCCGUGCGACGAAAUUUACAGAAGGGGCGACGUCGAGUACAAGUCCUGUGCAACCGCUCUCGAAACGUGAUCUCGACAAUUUAUUCUCCCCGUUCGACCUCGCGAGGCUGGAAUCCUACGCAAACAACCUGCUCGAUUACCACGUCGUGCUGGACCUCCUGCCCGCACUGGCGCAGCUGUAUUUCACAGGCCGCUUGAAAGCACCGCCCUGUAACGUGGCAUUGAGCGGCGUCCAGCAGAGUAUUCUGCUGGCCAUCGGUCUGCAGAGGAAAGACUUGAGUGAUGUGCAAGAGGAACUCAACCUGCCGAGUAAUCAGCUGCUGGCGAUGUUCGUCAAGGUGAUGAGGAAGAUAAGCACCGCGCUGAGGGUCGUCGUGGGCGGAGACGUCGAGAUGAGUCUGCGCGAAAAUGCCGACAACGAUGGAGUGCCAGUGCCGGAGCCACAUUUGCAAAGCACGAGUGGCAGCAGGGUGCCCAUCAAGGCGCCAGAUCCCGCUAAGCAAAAGGGCACAUACGAAGACGAGGAUGAACACGGCGAAGAAAUCGAUCCGGCGAUAAAGGAGAAGCAGCGUGCUUUGAUCGACGCAUUGCCGCUUGAUAGGUACCAAAUCUCCGCCACCGCGGCCGCCGACGAUGCGGCAUGGGACCAAGCCGAGCGACAAGUCCGCGAAGCCGGCGCCAGCACCGUCGUCAGCGUGAAGAGCGGGCGAGAGAAAGUCAAGAAGCGGAGACUCGAUGACGAAGAAGAGGACAGGGAUGCCAAGUUGAAUGGGGACGAUGCAUCGAGAGUAGAGAAGCGCAGGGACAAGAAAGACAAGGAGAAGGAGGGGAGGAGAAAGGCGAAGACCAGGCAGAAGGUGUGA
Cladophialophora carrionii CBS 160.54 is the source of this 3321-nucleotide messenger RNA. RefSeq lists its product as uncharacterized. Gene Ontology annotation, molecular function: 18S rRNA cytidine N-acetyltransferase activity; tRNA binding; ATP binding. The record is from RefSeq and is a predicted model, not a curated record. The transcript is spliced from 2 exons. Gene Ontology annotation, cellular component: nucleolus; 90S preribosome. Bases 1 to 3321 code for a protein of 1106 amino acids. NCBI's taxonomy places the organism in Eukaryota, Fungi, Ascomycota, Eurotiomycetes, Chaetothyriales, Herpotrichiellaceae. Gene Ontology annotation, biological process: rRNA acetylation involved in maturation of SSU-rRNA.